AUGAACAACGUGCGGUCGAGCAGCGGAAAACACCGCGGUUGUCUCCUACUGUGUGCUACUUUGGCAGUCGCAUUCUCCACUUAUAUUGAUCAGGUGGAAAGUUUGCCAGCAGAUCCUGAUAGUCAAUGGCCUACGUUCCCGAGAAGAAAUAUCGCAGCAUUAGCCAGAGAUGGUUACUUGAGAAGUUCUAGUUCUAAAGCAUACAAACGAGGCAUUUCUACGCUUGCUAAAAAUGGCUUACUGCCAACGUACAGGUCUCCGUAUGUAGAAGCAGAUAAGCAAGAUCAAGAUCAAGAUGAAUCUCAAGAAAAAAGAAAUGUAGCUUCGAUUGCAAGGCUCCGCAGUUAUGCAGCCAUGAAGAGGAACAUUCAAGCUCUUGCUAGAGACGGCUACCGCGUAGGUCGAGGACAGUAUAAUCCUUCUAAUGACAAACGCAAUAUUGCGGCUUUGGCACGCAAUGGUUUGCUUCACAAGAAGGACGAAGCGAAUGAAGAAGAAUACUAUUUCCCCUUCUACCAAAAUCCUAUUGCUCCUUUGUCUGAAAUUGAUCAUCCAUUAGAUGUCAAUGAAAUGUUUGAUUUCCAACAAUCGGUGAAUCCAGACAUGUUUCCAUCAAUGUCUCAAGUGUUCAAGCGUACUCCUUUUGAUCCAUACUACGACUACUACAACCAGAAAGAAUACGACAACUCGUAUUUUAAGAGGAGCUUCGCCGGUAGUCCAAUUCAUGGACUAUACAGACCUAACUACUUUGAACCAACUACUAGGACCAAACGCUACGUGAUGCCCUACCCUGAUCCUAUGGACGGAGACGAAGGGAUCGAGCAAAAUGAUAUUGAGGGAGAAAAACGUUCCGUAGGAAGCAUUCCGCUGACGAGAAUUUCGGAAUUAGGGAAUAUCGGUCUAGUUCCGAAGCUGACACAGCAAUCGAUUCAGACGACGCCGACAUACCGGCGGCGCCAGUACCUGCUCACUCGCACCCGACCGGUCGGAUCCUCCGCCAACCGCUAA
Molecule: messenger RNA, 1008 nt
Organism: Spodoptera littoralis (African cotton leafworm)
Lineage: Eukaryota; Metazoa; Arthropoda; Insecta; Lepidoptera; Noctuidae
Source: the annotation of a GenBank genome assembly